Messenger RNA from Eucalyptus grandis, 606 nucleotides. RefSeq names its product dirigent protein 1-like. Lineage: Eukaryota; Viridiplantae; Streptophyta; Magnoliopsida; Myrtales; Myrtaceae. The coding region runs from base 27 to 590 and encodes 187 amino acids. The record is from RefSeq and is a predicted model, not a curated record. The transcript has a single exon.
CCAUUGCCUCACCUCUUCUUCAUCAAAUGGCGCCGAUCUCAGCUCCUAGAAUACUAGCCACCUCAACAUUCUCAAGACUCUUUCUUUUAUUGUCUCUCUCCAUUCUCAUGCAUUGCAAUUCGUCACAGGCAACCCAACCUCCACAAACCACCGACAUGGUGUUGUACUUCCAGGAUUUUGCUGCCGGGCCCAACGCCACUCUCAUCCCGGUCGCGGGCAUUGCCGGGAAGCUCUGGACGUUCAGCCAGUUCGGGACAGUGUUCGUCACUGAUGACUUCAUAACUGAGACGCCCGGCCCUAACUCGCCCAUGGUCGGACGGGGACAGGGCAUGUACGUGACCUCGGCGCUGGAUGGGUCAAGCACUCAUGCCAUGUUCUCGAUCGUGUUCACCAACCAAGCCUACAACGGGAGCACCCUGGAGAUCCAGGGCACGGCCAAGCAGUUUGAGGCGGUCAGGGAAUACUCGGUGGUGGGGGGGACCGGGAAGUUCCGUUUCGCACGAGGCUACACGACAUUCGAGACUAUCUCCAUGGACAUGCCGCAGGCUCACUCGAUUAUCCAGUGCAACGUCACCAUCCGUCUUGGUUAGAGGAGUUUCCAACAGG